Molecule: messenger RNA, 1096 nt
Organism: Manis pentadactyla (Chinese pangolin)
Lineage: Eukaryota; Metazoa; Chordata; Mammalia; Pholidota; Manidae
Gene: HOPX
Product: HOP homeobox
Exons: 3
Coding region: 159-380 (73 amino acids)
Biological process (GO): cell differentiation; regulation of transcription by RNA polymerase II
Cellular component (GO): nucleus
Molecular function (GO): DNA binding
Source: RefSeq, a predicted model, not a curated record
AGGUUUUUCAGGUCCUUGCUUGAGCGUGCUCUCACAGGCGUAAAUAAAUGUGCUAUCAACAGCCUGCGUCAGCCAACCCAGCUAUUUAAGCAGGCUGGCAUCAGCAAACAGCUCCCAAAUCCAGGGCUUCCUUUGCCACUUCCACCCGCGUCGAGACCAUGUCCGCGGAGACGGCGAGCGGCCCCACCGAGGACCAGCUGGAGAUCCUGGAGUACAACUUCAACAAGGUCAACAAGCACCCGGACCCCACCACGCUGUGCCUCAUCGCGGCCGAGGCCGGCCUCUCGGAGGAGGAGACCCAGAAAUGGUUUAAGCAGCGCCUGGCCCAGUGGCGACGGUCAGAAGGCCUACCUUCAGAGUGCAGAUCUGUUACGGACUAACGAUGUGGCGGGCAUUGGCAGCUUCCCUCCAUGAAGAACAUCUGCUGUUUCUCUCCUUGGAUUAACCAAGCUAUUUCAGUUUUUCAAUGUAUUAUAUAUUCCACUGUUAGCAGUCCUGCUAUUUAACACAAUGUUGUAUUUUUUAAUGUACAUAAUGAUGAAAGAAAAUAACAAUAGACAGUUAAUAUGCAGCUUCUGUGUAAAGCAGUGGCUUGGUGGGGAGUAGUAUGGCUUGCAUUUCCCUUCUGGUCAUGAUGACUGAUGGUGUGGAAACUAUCUAAGUUUGCCUUUGACUAUCACCUCCUAGGAACAAUUUACUUUCACCACCUGUUUUAGAGCAGACAACACCUCUGUUGAAAAGAUAACAUGACCAAGAAGGAGAAAUAUUUCUUCCUGUUUCUACUUCCCUAAGUCAUUUUUUUUUAUGUUUCAUUUAAUAUAUUGAGAUUAGAGAAUACAGAGGGAUAUUUGAGUCAUUCAGAUUUCAUAAAGCAGUUCCCUGGAUUAUAGCUGCAUUAACCUGUACAGAACCCAGUUAGCCUGGAAGACAGAAACUCCAAAUAGCAGAAAAUCAGAUAACUAAGAAAAUUCACAAAAGUCUUGAAUUUACCUUAUUUACAUGCAUUUGUUAAAUUUAUUUUGUUAAAUAAAAUGAACUGCUUUUUGUCUCUAACAUGAUAUUCUGAAUAAAACCUUAAUUUUUUGUUAAAAAUGUA